AUGGUUGAACUUCAAAAAGACACUGAAAGGUUAAGAAAGGAACUUCAUGCAGCUGGAGUGAAGAAUGAAGAAUUUAAGGCACGCAUAAAACAUACUGAGGGAGUCUGUCAAGAAAGGCAAAAAGAAAUUGAUGAUUUGGAUAAAGAAAUUAAAGAGCAAGUAUCCAAAAACACAGAUAUUAAUGGACUUCUUGAGAGUGAGAGAGGAAGAACUGCUAAUCUUGAAACACAAUGCAGAGACAAUCAAAACAAAGUGAUUGAGAUGGAAAAGGAGAAAAGUAAGCUAAUGCAACAAUUCAAAAUUGUAAUGAAAAUGCUUUCAUUGGGAGAAGAAGCAAGUAUUGAAAGAGAGUCUUUGCAGGGGAGCAAUGAUGAACCUGAUAGUGCUGAUGCAAGAGGAACUUUGAUUACUCAGCAUUUAUCAAGGAUGGUUUCAGAGAAGGACAAUGCCUUACAAUUAGUGAAAGAACUGCAGGUUGAAAAUCAAAGCCUAUCAAAAGAAGUUGAGAGAUUGACUGAAAAAACUGUCCAUGAUUCUGAGGAUGUUAGUCAAAAAGCAGAUCUUGUCAUUAAGACUGAGAAAGAGAUUGGUGAUCUUCAACUAAAACUAGACACCAUGGGAAAAAUGCUAGAAAGCAAGGAGAAAAGUUUGCAAACCCAAAGCAUUGAGAGGCAGAGGAUUGAAGGCCAACUUCAAGAAGCAAUGAAUGAGAAGGAGAAGUUGGAGAUGGACAUAAGAUGGUUGGAGAAAGAUAAAGAAAUUAGCAAACAAGAAAAAGAUGGAAUGGAUAAGAAAUUAGGAGAACAAGUAGAGGUGAUCUCAAAGUUGAUGGCAGAUAUUGAGCUUUUGAAAGCGCAGAAGCAGGAGGCGGAGGAAGGAAGGGAUAGUGUCCUAAAGCAACUAGAUAGGGAGAGACUGACCACAAGAGAACUUGAAGACACAGUAGAGGAUCUCAAGAGACUUCAAGAAGAAACAGUUUCAUUAGAACAGGUUUAUGAGGAGCGAAAGACAAAGAUGACGCAGGAACAUGCUGACAAAGUAGAGUUCUUGACUGAACAGUUCCAACUUUUAAAAGAGGAACAAGAAAAGACAAGCGGAGAACGACUUCACUAUCAGGAGCAAUCAGAAGAUUUCAGCAAGGAGUUAGAUCAGGUCAAAGAAAGAUGUGAAAUCUUAGAGACUGAAAAUAAAGCUGUUAGAGACAAAAACAAUGACCUCAACAUGGAGAUCCUGCGUAUGCAGGAGGAGGUAGAACUAUCCAAAACAGAACGUAUUGAGAUCACAGAUAAGUUAGAGCAGGUUAGCACCGAGACCUCCAAGAGCUUACAGGAAACCAGCUAG
This is a messenger RNA of Lytechinus variegatus (green sea urchin), 1341 nucleotides long. RefSeq names its product myosin-11-like. Gene Ontology annotation, cellular component: late endosome; autophagosome; lysosome. The coding region runs from base 1 to 1341 and encodes 446 amino acids. Gene Ontology annotation, biological process: plus-end-directed vesicle transport along microtubule; positive regulation of autophagosome maturation. The record is from RefSeq and is a predicted model, not a curated record. NCBI's taxonomy places the organism in Eukaryota, Metazoa, Echinodermata, Echinoidea, Temnopleuroida, Toxopneustidae. The transcript is spliced from 4 exons.